This is a messenger RNA of Monascus purpureus, 3992 nucleotides long. The record is from the annotation of a GenBank genome assembly. NCBI's taxonomy places the organism in Eukaryota, Fungi, Ascomycota, Eurotiomycetes, Eurotiales, Aspergillaceae.
GCGUGUCAGCAGCCCAUUUCCUCCUCCGCUGACGGUCAGCCUUAUUCUUAUUCCUAUGCUUAUCUGUCUCCGCGCCCGCUCAACCUCGUCCGCUGUUUUCGAUGCUUUCCAUCCAAUGCUCUCCAGCCUGAAUACCAGUCAUGUACGGUCGGAACUCAUCCUCGCCAUAUCCAGGCUACAACCAACCCCCCCAACAGCCCGAAUGGCGUCUGCCGUCAAAGGCGCAUCCACAUCAACCUCCCCGCCAUGAUUCUGCGCCUCCGACCUCGUCGCGGCCUCCUCCCCCUCCACCCCGACAAACCACCGUGUCGACUGCUACGUAUAAUCCGUCUGGUUACGCGUCUAUCUCCAGUGCAGCGCCGUCUGUUUCCAUCAGCGCCCCAGGCCCCUACGGAACGGUCGAUACACCAACAUGGGGAGCGCAGUAUAACCGUCAUCACCAUGAGACUCCGCCCGCGCUUCCUCCUCGGCCUUCCAGCACAGGACUGUCCCAGGGUCAUGUACAGGCUCCUGGAGCAAACACGCCGGCUUUCAGCCAACCCCCGCCCCCUGCUCCGUCUACGUCGUACGGAGGUCAGUCGUACACGGUCAAUCAGUAUCAGCAAUGGAAUGAUCCUCAAUAUGCUUACCAGCAGACCGUCAAUCCUGCUCCGCCUCCGCAUCCGCCUCCACCCCCGCCAGUUCCUCCUGGUUAUCAAUAUGAACUACAACAGCAACAGCAGCAGCAACAGCAGCAGGAACCACCGCAUCCCUUGUAUUCAAAUCUUCCGGCAACCCACCGGUAUGAUCCGCCAGUGCAGGAUCCUCAGAGCCAGCUUCCGCUGUCGGGACCGACUGUUCUUAAUACAGCUUCUGAGUACCCCCCUGUUACAGCCCCACCCUUGCCAGUUAAGCCGGCUGAUUACGAUCCUAACCAGACUCCGGUUGGUGCCUCAGCCCUGGGGCCUGGCGGCCCGUCUGAUUGGGAGCAUUUUGGUGCUCUUCCAGCUGCAGAGGGCAUUGAUGGCAUUGAUGUAUCGCAGCAGACAUCUCCGCGUAUCCAGUCAACAGCUACCCCUUCAGCUGCCCACAUACCUCCUCCUCCACCACCACCACCAAGCAAUCCGACAAGUUUACUGGCAAUGGCGACACCGCCCACGGCAGCGAAUACUGCGCCUCCAACUUGGGGUCAAGGAUCCUAUGCAUCCUCACAAGUCAGCCCUAUUGCCCCGGAGGAAAUUCCAAAACCUACGCCACAGAACAGAAUGGGGAGUGUGGAUAGCAUUCAAUCUAACAUCAGCAGUCUCCACUCCACUGGGCGUUCUGAGACAAUUGACGAUGUCAUCAAAACUUGGGCUCAACGUACUGCCCCGGUGAUGGAUAUUCAACAGACCGCUGUCUUGCUUGUCGCACAGACUGUCCCUGUGAAACCUCCAGUCCCUCUAGAAACUUUCAAGAAGAAGGAUGAGGUACAGCUGUCCUCAUCAGGAACUCAGACAAUUGAAGAACCGAAGAAGGAAGAAACUAUCGUCCAACCGCAAAUCAUAGAUCCAUAUGAAGACCUUGAUCCCUGGUUUAAGUCUUCAUUGGGGCGUUUCGUGGCUAUGCUCCGCAAAGAGACUGUGGCAGAUACGGAUGAAGAACGGUAUAGGAUAUUUACAUCCUUUGUUUCCAAGGAGAUCAAAUUGCGCGAAGUUCUGUACAAUAUUGAGCUGGAGCCUAAGAACGAAAAGUCUACACCGGCCCCGCAGAAAACGCCCCCUCAGAGUGUCCAAGUCGACUCGGGCUUGAUUCCUGUAAAAUCAGAGCCUUCUGCUGCAGCGUCUCCGGCCGCUAUAGCUGCGGACUUGGAAACAGAACGCUAUAGUCCUGGUGGACGUCCAAUGAUCCCAAAGUUGCCGACUCCAGCUCCGGCCUCCAAACCCAUGUUCUCAGAUAAUCUUUUGCCAAAGCAUCCAUUAGAACCUUUGACGACGAAUCCUCCACAGCCUAUAUACAUUCCAUUUCGGUAUACUGAAGGCCCUCAACGAGGUUCAGAUAACCUCAUGAUUGAACGGCCUGUUUCUCAGGCAUAUUCCGCGCUGCGACAUGCAGGCAAUGUGAGCGGCCGUAUGAUGUCGAAUGUUCCUUCUCCGAGUCCCCCACCAAAGGUUGGCACGACAACUCCCGUUCUAAAGCAAAGCAAACCCGAUGAGAAAUUCAUUGGAUUGAUCAGGGAAAAAAGUGUUGCCUAUCGUGAUGGGCGGCCAGAUACCUCUACCCCUCCGCCUUUGCCUGGUCUUCCGGGGUCUCUUAGCAAAAGCAAGCCGAGUGACAGUAUCGAGAAAUUGCGAUCCUUGAUUUUGGCACCCCCGACUAAGCAAUCUGAAGCCUUGAGAACUAUGGACAAAGAUGUGCAACAGUUUACCGAUGAAUUUAAUUACAUCAAAGAAGCUGUCAAUUUGUGGGAGACCGCUGCACAAGACCGGCGAAAAAAGCUCGAAGACCAACGAUACAAACGUCAAGAGGAGUCCGAGGGGCAUAUUGAUGCGUUAUUCAAUGAAAAGCGGAUAGGUUACGCGGAUAUCAAUACGCUAGAAGAGGACUUCCGUCAGACUGAAGCGCGCGUCCAACUGGAUGAAGAGAGACAUGAGCUAGACGACUUCGUUGCAAAAGUUUUCGAUCCUCUGGAUGAGCGGUUAACGGAAGAAAUAUCAAAACUGCGGGCUCAUUAUGAUACAUUGCUUGAUCAACUCAAGCCCGGAAGGGGCAAAACGGGAGAUCCUUCUAUUGCGGAUAAAUAUCCACUAGCUGAAACAAUGAAGAUGGUCAUGAAAAUUUACCCAAAACUUGAGCUCCGUUACCAGAAGCGCCUUGAUAUUGGCCUGGAGCGUGAACGCCGACGGAAGAAGGCUGAGCGGCGCCCACAUGUUUUCAUCGGUGACUCACCAGCCCUAAAACAGCUUGAUGGGGAAUUCGACCAGAUGGAAAGAAGAAAUAUCUUUGAAGCAGCUAAGAGUCGGGAUGACAGGGCGAAUCUCCUCAUAGACGCUUUCGAUGACGCAAUUAUGCGCGGGUUGGGUGAAAAUCAAAGGCUUCUUGAUGAGCUUUCCUCGAGGGCGGAAAAGCUCGAGUUAGAGGGAGUCCACUCGUCUGGGUUGCCAGACGCUGAAGUUAAAGAGAUCUUGAAUACCGCUUUGAAGUUUGUGGGAUCUGUUCGCGCAGAUUCCGAGUCCAUGCUUCGCAGUUUCGGACUCGCCGACUCCGCUCUCAAUGACGCGGAUUAUAGCGUUGCUGUAGCAGAGGCGCAGUAUUCGAACUCGGAUGAGGAUAUUUUCCGUCGACUCAAGAACGAGAAAAAGAAAGAGGACGCAAAUAUACGCAGUGAUUUCGAGUCCAAGAUGACGAGUAUCCAGAAAGGUCCUGUCGAGAUUAGCAAUAAGAUCGACGGACUGCUUAAGUCGCUGGACAAUCCUGGAAAGGAGCCUGGGCGCCUCACACCUGGCAAUCCUACCGCUGAUUCAACUCUAUUUCUCCCGACUAGCAAAGCAGCUGGUGGCGAUACGCAAACAGCAGGUCGGGAUUCAGCGCCAGCAGUAAACUACCUUGUCAAUGAUCCAUUGCCGGCUCCUCUUCGGCCUCGCACUGAUAGCUCAGCCACCAGCGCUGCCAAAUUGGCGGAGUCUAAUCCCGAACAUCAAGAACGGCUGCGGAAAGCAUUAGAAGAUGCCAAGAGGAGAAAUGCGGCGAGAAACAAUGCGUAAUUCAGCCUGUUGUUGUAGAUACAUUCCCCCAACAAAGAGUGGGGGUUCUGGGUUUCUUCCAUUUCAUAUUUUGGUUUUAAUUGGCAAUCACGAUAUCCCUUAUGACUGAAUGAGAUCAGUGACAUCUAUGUAUUUUAUGUUGUAUUUCCAUGUCUAUAAGCAUUUAAAUGUUCAUAUUAACAAACCACCCCAAGCCCUUGCCCUAAUGACUAAGCUGAACUACUUGCUCUGCACUCUCUUUCCUCCAUCGAGAUUCGACACACAUCAGAA